CUCCAGGGAGGGCAGCCCUGCUCUCCACAGCGCCGCCCUCCCUCUCUCUCAGCCCGGCGCCUUCUCCUCCAAAUGGCGCUCACAGCAGCGUCCUGACAGCCGCCCCACAGACGCGCUUUCUCCCGCUGCUCAGAUACACCGCUCCGCCGGCUUCCAGCUCGGUUUUUCUUUACUAGUAUUGCUCCUUGUUUAACGACCGCGCACCUUGGAGGAGGGAGUUUGAUCGUUUUGGAGUUUUUUUUCUCCUCGGUGCAUGAAUGGAGUCGUCCCUGCAGGAUACAGCGAGCGACCCGGGCAGGAGCGGCUCUGAGCCCGCUACACCGCUCACAGAGACGCCGCCGAGCCUGGAGACUCCACGCGACGGAGAGCGCCUGACACCGGCCAGGAGACACAGCAGCUCCGGCUCCAGCUCCUCCGGCUCCAGCCACAGCAAAGGUUUGUCAGCAGUGAAGAAGACACACACAUCUCAGAUUGAAAUCAUCCCCUGUAAGAUCUGUGGAGACAAAUCUUCAGGAAUCCACUACGGAGUGAUCACCUGCGAGGGCUGUAAGGGUUUCUUCAGACGCAGUCAGCAGAGUAACGCCGCCUACUCCUGUCCUCGCCAGAAAAACUGUCUGAUCGACCGAACGAGCAGAAACCGCUGCCAGCACUGCCGUCUGCAGAAAUGUCUGGCUGUGGGCAUGUCCCGAGACGCUGUGAAGUUCGGUCGUAUGUCCAAGAAGCAGCGGGACAGUUUGUACGCUGAGGUGCAGAAACACCGUCUCCAGCAGCAGCAGCAGCAGCAGCAGCAGGGCUCCCUCCUCCUGUCCCACCCAAGCCUCAGCAGCCCCAGCCCGGUCGAGGCCGAGCCGCUGUCCCCCCACUACAGCCUCUCCUCCUCCGGCCUCACAGAGCUCCCUGAUGAACUGGGAGGCUACAUGGAGCAGGACUCCCCUGCAGGAGGAUCAGUGUCAUCCAAGGCGGACUCUGGAGGAGAGGGAGGAGGAGGAGGAGGAGGUGCAUUCUACCUAGACAUCCAGCCGUCUCCGGACCAGUCCGGACUGGAUAUUAACGGCAUCAAACCGGAGCCGCUGUGUGACUAUGGAUCCAGUAACGGCUUCUUCCCAUACUGCUCCUUCAGCAACGGAGACUCACCACCCACCGUGUCCAUGGCCGAACUCGGUGAGACGAAGGGAUCAGAUCAUCUGGUCCAAAUCAUCUCCAAGUCUCACCUGGAGACGUGUCAGUACCUGAGGGAGGAGCUGCAGCAGAUGAGCUGGCAGAACUUCCUGCAGGACGAGGUGGAACGCUACCAGAGCAAGCCUCGGGAGGUGAUGUGGCAGCUCUGUGCCGUGAAGAUCACUGAGGCCAUCCAGUACGUGGUGGAGUUCGCCAAACGUAUCGACGGCUUCAUGGAUCUCUGCCAGAAUGACCAGAUCGUGCUGCUGAAAGCUGGUUCUCUGGAGGUCGUCUUUGUUAGAAUGUGUCGAGUGUUUGACUCGCAGAACAACACCGUUUACUUUGACGGGAAAUUUGCAGGUCCUGAUGUCUUCAAAGCUCUAGGCUGUGAUGAUUUGAUCACAUCAGUGUUUGACUUUGCUAAGAGCAUGUGUUCACUGCACCUGACUGAGGACGAGCUCGCUCUCUUCUCAGCGUUUGUUCUGCUCUCUGCAGACCGGUCAUGGCUGCAGGAGAAGUUGCAGGUGGAGAAGCUGCAGCAGAAGAUUCAGCUGGCUCUGCAGCACGUCCUGCAGAAGAACCAGAGAGAAGACGGAGUCCUCAACAAGCUCAGGUGUAAGGUAUCAGCGUUGCGUUCACUAUGCAGUCGACACACAGAGAAACUGUCAGCCUUCAGAGCCAUUUACCCCGACAUCGUUCGGACGCACUUCCCUCCCCUUUACAAGGAGUUGUUUGGUGCCGACCUCGAACUGACACUGCAGGCCAAUGACUAAACGGAGCCGACCAGCACCGAGCUGCUGGAUUCAGAUGGACCGAGCCCGGUUUGAACAGCAACAGUGGACAGGACAAUGACUUCCGGAGCCAAAGACAGAAACUGUCUGUGAUGUGGCUCUGCACUUUUCCUGACAGCUGAGAAGAGAUCUGAACUCCUCUUCUCCUCAGUCUGUCUUUCUUCACCUCCUCCUCUCAUGGCCCUUGGUUUGGAUCCAGGGAAGAGUCAGAUGGUCUCCCACCAACUGCAUUAGCACACAUCCUCUAUCAAGGAUCUUGGAUCUGGAUCAGAUUCAGCUCUGACAUUAAAAAGCACUUUUCAGUAUUCACACUGAAACCUGGUUUGUUUUUACUUCACCAGACAUCACCUCUUCUUUCACAUGUCCUCGAGAAAAAGCUUUAGCUGGUGAGCUAAUGAGUUAACAGCUCAUAGACGGAUUAUUGAACAGGCCUGUUGUGUAACUCCUGUACAUUUCACAGCUGCUUCUGAACUCACAUUGUCUGCUGCCAUUUUACUUUUUAGUUUUGAGUUUCAGUUUCUGGAGGAGUGGAGAUGGGUGUCUGAAAUCUACACUGGUGGAAACACAAUUUGAACAUCGGGGUGGAAAAUUUAUUAUCCAGGAUAUUUCUGUUUAACUGCGGUCAGCUGGUCUGUCUGAGUCUCUGUUAACUUCUCUUGAUGUCUGUUGAUGCAUCUCUCAGGUUAAAGCAUGGUUCAGAGGUCAAGUGUCGACAGUGUUGAAACUGGACACCAAGCAAUCAUAUUCACAUCUCUUUUUCGGAUGUUUUACUUGAUCAUUAAAGUGGCAAUAGACAACCUUCCUACUUAUUAAUACAACCAGGUGUUUUACUCUGCCUUUAUCACAGCUCUGAGAUCAGUGUUUCUAGAUCAAACUGGGUUUCUUACAGAUAUUUCUUGCUUUGGACAGUAGCCAGGCUGAUCGUAGCAGCCAUGUUGCUAAUGCUAACGCUAGCAGCCAGAAACAAACAGAUGAUUCAUUGUCUGUUUGAUGAUCAGAACUAAUAACACGUUUCCUGGGCAGUAGUGAAACUCACUUCACUCCAACAUUAAAACCACUUGAAAAUCCUGGGGGUUAGGGUUAGUUAGUUAGUUAGGGGAGUGGGGGUCCAUUGCCACUUUAAUUGUCAAAAACCUAAAAGGCUGCAAAUUCAUGUUAUUGACCAGAUUUAAAAAUGAGCCCCAUGUAUGUGGUGGUGACUCAAGUUUUAUUCAUGUCAUGUUACUUCUUUGCUUGAUACUGUGUUAAUCUCAGAAACACUGACCUGGUGAAAGACCAGGAGGAAAGAUCACUUCUCUCUGUGGUUUCUCUGUGGAAAAGCAGGAAACAAAAAGAAGAACUGAUCCUGGGACACUUUUGACCUCAUGAACAAAAAUGUAGAAAGUCAAUAUUAACAAAUACAAGGCUCAAAAUACAGAUGACUGAUCCAAAAACUAGUCAGAAACAUACUGAAUUUUGAUUUUGAUUUUGUCCAUAACACUGAUCGCUCAUGGGUACUGUAGAGUCCAGUGAAUUCAAGAAUAUUAAACACACACUUCUAAAUGUAAAUUUACAGUGAAAAUGAAUUCAGUAAGCAGUAAAUCUGCCCAUGUAAUUACUCUUUAAACUGGAAUAUAUAUACAGGAGCAGAAUCCUCCAGACUCACCACAGAAAUAACUUGAUGAUGGACGAACAGCAGAAAUUCAUGAGCUGUGGAUGGUUUUGUUUUGUUUAACAGAAAUUGUGUCAUCCUGCACAACCCCAUUCAUCCUCCUCCUGCCAUUCAUCCUUCCAGCAGCCUCCUCUUCAUUUCACUGUCAGAUGCAUCUGUGCUUGGUAACAUCUGCAUCAACACCUGCAGACACCAGCAUCACACACAGUCUCACACACACUAUUCACACUCAGCAGUUAGCCUGUAGCACCACCUGGUGGUGAUGAUUUAAAAGUGCAGGUUUUCCUAUUCGUCCUGUCAGUUUAGGCUGAGGCACUGGGGGUUGAAUCCAGUUAGGUUUAGGUUUCAACGUUUUAACCAUAAUUUAAAACAAAUCUAACCUGUAGUUUAAAUUUGUCAGCUGUUACUGAUUAUUGAAUAUUGACCUGUAGCUACAGCCUAAAAGUGUGAUGUGCAGCAGAAGAUAGGACAUGUUAACGUACGAGUCUGGUAUUUUUCUGUAUAUUUCUUUUUAUCUAAACACAUCACUAUAAUUUAUUUCUUUUUUUAAGUCUCAAUAAUUUCUUAAACCAGCUAAUCACUGUAGUUUUUAUCAAACAAACAGGAGGAAACAGAUACUUUGUCAGGGACUAUUUUCAGCAGUGGAUUUAAAUUUAUUGAAAUGAGACAAAUCCAAGAGAGAAAAUUUAUUACAUAACAAUAUAACAGAUUAAUCCAGCGUUCACUCAGCUCAAUGAAAGCAGUAACAGUUAAUAAUAGCAAUACAGACACUGUUUCAUAAAAAAAGAAACUAUACAGAGAGAAAUGAUGAAAAUAUUAAUAGUAAUAAUAACACCUGCUUAUCUACUCAUCUACUGCCUACAUCUGUGUGUUUAUGAAUCUGGGGUAAAUUUCUUACAGUCUGAUCGGAGGAGCUACUUUUUCCCAUCAUCCACUGCAGGAAUUUAGUGCAAAGAGAAAAAAUCAGAAUAAUUUAAUCUGAAUGAACAAAUGUAGAGGAAUUUGUCUCAGUGGAAACUAAAAGUACAGCAGUAACAACAGCAAGACAACAGCAUUUCAUAUCCUUACUGGAGAAGGGUUAAAGCUCCACUCUGGCCACUAGAGGGCAGAAAGACUCCAGAUCAAGCAUUUAGAGUAAAAGCCCUGGUAUACUUCUGUACGUCAAUAAAUCAAGUUCUUUUAAGUAUUAUAUCAACAAGCAGAGAGGGCACCACAUCCAACAGAAACAGAGCAGCCUGAACUUCACUCCUGAGUACUGUCAGUCCACCUUCUGGAUGUCAGCUGGUUUAAUCCUCAUGGGGAAAAUGUCUCUGGGCUGUUUAACUCAGCUCAGCUCUUCAGAUGGAAGUUGUUUUCGAUGCCAAGCUUAUGCCAACAAAUCAGACAUUGUCCUGUUUGCAAUUUUUUUUUUUUUUUUUACAGAAACCUCUUGAGUAACUCACCACCAUCUGAAAAUCUCGUUUUUGCUGACCUCCAGUGGCAGCAAUGAUGUACAGGUGUGGCUACAGGUGCAACAGAGAGCAGCUCUGAUCACAGCCAACAGAGGCUGUCACAGGUGAAAACAGACUUGAAACUUGAAACCACAGAGGACACAGUAAAAAAACACAGUAAAAUACGGAUUAUUAGCCUGCUGUUAAGUUCCUCUUCAGAGGCACUCAAGCAAUUUAUCAUUGCACUUCUGUAAAGCAGAGCUCAAUUUUCAUAAAGACCACACACUGAACUUCAAAAUAUAAAUAUAUUAUUUAGCACUUACUUAUUACAUAGUAGCAGUUAUUCAUUGUAAAAGGUAACUGGGUAUUUUAACAACUCAUUACAUUUUGUCAUAUUUCAUUACACCUACCAGAAUCGGCACGUAUGUCCAUCUCACCUUCAAAGAUCAGCAUAAUAUUUAAACAAUGAUCCAGUUUGAUCCAGUUUGGACCAGUCAAAUUAAUAAUAUCAUUACAGCAGUCUUGAGGUCCAAAGUCAAAUAAAAAUAUGAAUUUCUGGCAAAUAAUAAACUUAACUUUAGCCAUAACUGAAUGCCAAGCAAUAAUGUAAAUGUUGUAUUUUAACUUUAUUGUGUAUAGUUUGAAAAUAUGGCAUGACAAUGCAGAUUCUAAUUUCUAAGAUUUAAUUUGGGGGUUUUCCUCUGAAUCCUGUGUGUUAUUGGCUUUUAACUCCUUUGUCUUGACCCGUCACGUGAUCACAUACGCUGACGACAUGCUCUUCUCCCUCCAUGGUUCCUUAUUGGUUUGACCCUCGUUCUGUAAGUAACUUUAUUAAUAAAUCUGUACAGGCCACAGGAAAAUACUGCUAUAAAAGGCUACUUUUUAUCUGUUGAUUGAUAUUGAUAUGCAUCAUGAUGUAUUAUAUCUGGUUUGAUAUGCACUGCUCUCUUUUAGAUUUAGUUUAGUUGCCGAGAGCAGCAUUUUUGUGUUUUUAAUAUGCGUGUGGUGCUAGUUUAACUUUUAACAUUAGCAGGGUCUGGAUUUUACCAACUAUGCCACAUUGUUUGUUUCUUCACAGGGUCACACAUUGAAGGAAAAUUCAGUCUUUUAACAUCUGAACAGUAACAGAAUUUUCAGACUCACAGUAACAACCUUAACUGGUCAGGUUUUAAGCUUUAAGUACUGCUGCCCACUGGUGAUGACAGUAACCAUGAGUGUUUAUGUCUCUGGUAACUAAAAUGUUAAUCGCCAUGUGAAAAUAAUGGUAAAACACGUAUUCUAACCUACUGCCGGAGACUAGUUUUGGCUGGAGUUCAACACUGUCACAAGCUGUGUAUUGUGUGUUUUGGGCAAUACUGACACGUUAAACUCUACUUUCCUAAUUUAACUGUCAUUCAGUUAUAUUGAAAUGGGACAAAGAUAAUCAGCACAUGCAAUUUAAUUUUACAUCAUAAAACAUAAAACUAUUAUGUUAAACCAGUCAUUUAGUCCUGUUAAUCAAACAAAGCCAAGCUAACGGUAGUGAGCUUGUUGACUGAUGUGACUUGGCUACUGUCCUGUGUCGUCAGAAAGAUUGAAUUUUCCCUUAAAUGAUCAAAUGUAAUUAUGAUUAUGAAAUGUCAUAGUCCACUGAUGUUCUAGCUCAGCCUGCACCUGUAUCAGUGUGCCAGGCGUGGGUCACUUUCUUUGUUGAAACUGGUCAAACACAACUUCUUUUGUUUUGAUACGAAGCAGAGCUGCUGUAUCCAAAUUGUAUUGAAAAUAAAACAAAGAGAGAAACGCA
Messenger RNA from Lates calcarifer (barramundi perch), 6813 nucleotides. Its product is annotated as nuclear receptor ROR-alpha A. Gene Ontology annotation, biological process: regulation of transcription by RNA polymerase II. Gene Ontology annotation, molecular function: RNA polymerase II cis-regulatory region sequence-specific DNA binding; nuclear receptor activity; zinc ion binding. Bases 258 to 1931 code for a protein of 557 amino acids. Gene Ontology annotation, cellular component: nucleus. The record is from RefSeq and is a predicted model, not a curated record. The transcript has 12 exons. NCBI's taxonomy places the organism in Eukaryota, Metazoa, Chordata, Actinopteri, Centropomidae.